CACCUCUGUGUCUCCUCUGCCCCCCUCCCCCUGCCCUGACAAUCGGAUACGUGGUGCUCGCAGCCCCGGAGCUCCCUGUGGAAGCUUCUCACAAUGCUGCCUGCAGUACUGAUCCCCAAGGGGUGACCCCCACCAAGUAUGAUCUGCACAGAAGACCCCAAGUGACCCGGCAGCAUGAGGAUCCAUUGCAAGCUCCUGGCUAGCUUGUUGUGCCUGGGGGGGCUUCUGAUCCUCUAUCUCUUCCUUGGGAAUACAGAUGAACACCCUGUUAAAGGCACCAGGAGAACCAAACUUCCAGCCCCCUCUGGACAUGUCAGGGAACAGCCCACCACUACCCCAGGGUACUUCAAAGCCAUAGAGGAGCACAAGCCAAAAAGGGUGAAAAAGAAGACAAGCAAAGUAAAGGCAAAACCAGCUAAAAUUAGAGUACCAGAACAAAAGCAGAAAUCCUUGGUUCCCGAGGAAUGGAUGCACCUUGCAGUGGUGGCAUGUGGAGAUCGUGUAGAAGAGACUGUUACUAUGGUGAAAUCUGCUGUGCUCUUCAGCAUGAAAAAAAUCAGAUUCCAUAUAUUUGCUGAGGAUGCAUUAAAACCGGAAUUUGACCGAAAGUUUAAAGAAUGGCCACAUCAGCUAUCCAAAAAGUUUGACUACAAGAUAUACCCGAUUACUUUUUCUGUAGGAAACGCUCAGGAAUGGAAAAAAUUAUUCAAACCCUGUGCCGCUCAGCGACUCUUUCUUCCGAUGAUUCUGCAAGAUGUGGACUCCUUGCUGUAUGUCGACACGGAUGUUCUUUUCUUGAGACCUCUGGAUGACAUCUGGGCCUUUCUCAAGCACUUCAAUGAUACCCAGCUGGCAGCAAUGGCUCCCGAGCAUGAAGUACCCAAGAUUGGCUGGUACAGUCGCUUUGCCCGACACCCAUUUUACGGCACGACAGGUGUCAACUCUGGGGUCAUGUUGAUGAAUCUGACGCGUAUUAGGAAGCAGCAGUUCAAGAAUAACAUGAUUCCUGCUGGUCUGACAUGGGAAGAAAUGCUCCAUCCGCUGUAUCAGAAAUACAAAAACUACAUCACGUGGGGAGACCAGGACUUGCUAAAUAUCAUCUUUUAUUUCAACCCAGAGAAUCUGUUUGUAUUUCCAUGUCAAUGGAAUUAUCGACCUGAUCACUGCAUGUACGGGAGUAACUGUAAAUCAGCAGAGGAAGAUGGCGUAUCUAUUCUCCAUGGCAACAGGGGUGUCUACCAUGAUGACAAGCAACCGGCGUUCAAGGCUUUCUAUGAAGUGAUUCGUGAUUAUCCAUUUGAUGGAAAUCUUUUCCAGUCCAUGUAUUACCCUCUUCAGUCAAAGUUCUUGGAAAGCGUCCAUACAUUAUGUGGUAGGAUCCCACAGGUGUUCCUCAAGCAGAUUGAGAAUACUAUGAAGAAGGUGUAUGAGAGGCGAGUGAUCUUCUAUGCCGGAUCUCGAGGACGAAGCUGAGGAUUGUUACGGUGGCGGUGUUCAUUGCUUUACGGAAAUUAUUUAACGUACUUUUUUAUACGGUUGAAGUUUUUUAUUGGUGAAGAUUAAAGCUAUGCAAAAAUAAAGGGCAGCAGAUUGGACGACAUUUCAGAAACCCUUUAAGGACACACAAUGAGGUAUUCAGCGCAUUAUCCAUCCGUGGGGGACUACUAUAGAGUGUUGCCAAUGACAACCUAUCAGUAAAGAACAGAGUUUCCCAACCUGUAGCUUCCCACCUGUUUCCAUACCACAGCACCAUAAUGCCCGUGAGGGGACUCCAUUUUUCAACAUCUGGAGAGUCAAGGGUUGCGAAACGCCAAAAAUGAAAGAAGUAAUUUGGUUGCCGUGGGCAACAUGUCCGAUUUGCCUACAGCAGUUUUUAUACAGGAGGCCCGCUUGUGACAUUUUUUUGCUUUAUAGAUGUUUUAUUUCUUCUCCUGUGUGAAGAAUGAUUGCGGUAUUCCCAGGAAGGGUUUGACCCAUAGGUCAUGCAAAGAAUCUAGUGCAAAAAAAACUAUUUGUUGCCUGUGGCAGCAAAUCAAGAUGGCAACUGAUUGCCAUGGACUCCACCUCAUGUUAUUUUUACGGCAUUUAAAAAAAAAAAAAUUUAUUUGACCACUAUAGGAAUUUCUCAGAUAGUAAGGAUGCGUAGCAAUAAUGUCAGGGAUGACUGGAAAAAUAUAUACAGUGAUCCCUCAACUUACAAUGGCCUCAACAUACAAUAGUUUCAACAUACAAUGCUAUGGAAUCUGUGAAACGUGUCAAUGACUGGAAGAACCGACCAAUCAGAAUGGAUAUUUCACUGGUAAAACCCCUGUAUUCCUAAAGUGCAUGCACUGACUGGUGUCUAGUAGCGCCCCCUACAGUACAGGGAGGUAUUACAUGUUCUGUACUAUUUACCUGUACCAGGGUUAGCUGCUCCUUUGGGCAUCAGGUGAGGGCGGCUCCAUUUUCCUUUUUUUAGGACAUUAUGUGUACUGUACAGGACCCUGAAGAAGCUCCUGUCCUCUACAUAGACCAGUGUUUCCCAAAGAGGGUGCCUCCGAC
Messenger RNA from Hyla sarda, 2541 nucleotides. It is a transcript of the gene GXYLT2, whose product is annotated as glucoside xylosyltransferase 2. Lineage: Eukaryota; Metazoa; Chordata; Amphibia; Anura; Hylidae. Gene Ontology annotation, molecular function: UDP-xylosyltransferase activity. The coding region runs from base 175 to 1473 and encodes 432 amino acids. The record is from RefSeq and is a predicted model, not a curated record. Gene Ontology annotation, biological process: protein O-linked glycosylation via N-acetylgalactosamine. The transcript has 7 exons.